Punica granatum (pomegranate) is the source of this 1651-nucleotide messenger RNA. Lineage: Eukaryota; Viridiplantae; Streptophyta; Magnoliopsida; Myrtales; Lythraceae. The record is from RefSeq and is a predicted model, not a curated record.
AAUCACUACUAAUUUUUCAUGGUCAUCCUCCUCCUCCCUCCCACCCUCCUUCAGCACAUAGAGCAAAAGAAACGAACUCUACCAUUUCUCCUUUCCAUUUCCUUGACAUCCCACCAAACCAAAACACUUCAUGGGCUACUAACAGCUAAUGCAUUGAUUGCUUUGGCAAGCUAGAAAGCCAAUCCCUCCCGGGCAAGAGCCGAGAUGGGGUUGGCGACGUCAUCCAUGGCGGCAAAGUUCGCGUUUUUCCCGCCAACACCGCCUUCCUACAGCAUCAUGAAGGAAGAGUCGACGGGGAGGAUGAGGCUAACCAACGUGCAGCCGAAAGACGACGUGGACGUCCUGAUACUGCCCACCAAGAGAGGCAACGAAAUCGUGGCUGUUCACGUGAAGCACCCGUCAGCUUCUUUGACUCUGCUCUACUCACACGGCAAUGCGACCGACAUCGGCCAGAUGUAUCGCAUCUUCACUGAGCUUAGCCUUCAUUUGGGUGUUAAUCUCAUGGGGUACGAUUAUUCUGGGUAUGGACGGUCUUCGGGAAAGCCGAGUGAGCAGGACACUUAUGCCGAUAUUGAGGCUGCGUACAAAUGCCUUAAAGAGAAGUACGGAGUCAAAGAAGAGGAACUUAUACUGUAUGGACAAUCGGUCGGGAGUGGACCUACUCUGGAGCUCGCAAUACGUUUACCCAAUCUGAGAGCCGUAAUUCUUCAUAGUCCAAUCUUGUCAGGCCUCCGAGUCAUGUAUGCCGUUAAACGGACAUACUGGUUUGACAUCUAUAAGAAUAUUGAUAAAAUUCCGCACGUCAAAUGCCCAGUUCUGGUGAUUCAUGGGACUGAAGAUGAUGUAGUGAACUUGUCCCACGGAAAGCAGCUGUGGGAGCUCUGCAAGGAAAAAUACGAACCCCUAUGGAUUCAAGGAGGGAACCACUGUAACUUGGAAAUCUACCCCGAGUACCUGAGGCAUCUCAGGAAGUUCAUAUCUGCGAUCGAGAAGCUGCCCCGAUUUCGACAAGUACCAGAACAACCAACUGAUAAACCCGAGGCUGCUUCAAAGCUGACAGACCAGAAUAUUGAAAAGUCAAAGGUAAGCAUUGAUCAGGGAGAGAAGUCAAGGACAGGCAUCGAGCAUAGGGAGAAAGGAAGGUUGAGCAUCGACAGUAGAUUGAAGUCGAGAGCAAGCACAGGCAGUAGAGAGAAGUCGCAAGCAAGCAAGGACAGGAGAGAGAAAUCGAGGAGGAGCUUAGAUGGCUCAUGGAAAGCAAGAAACAGCACGGACCAGCCCGAUAAACCGAGGAACAGCUUUGAUCGGUUCGGUGAUAUGGUUAGGUCUGUUGGAUUAUGCAACAUUGACUGUUUGAAAGCAGAAAGCCCUCAAAGCCUAAACUUAAGGCAGCCGGCUGCAAAAACGAGCACCGAGAUAAUCUCGAAGCCCCAACUCGAGCCUAACCUUGAGCCUAAACUUCCCUGAAAUGCCAUAACCGAGGGGGUUCAUUUGUUUCUCGGUAGUUGUUCAGUGUCUGGUCGGUAAAUAUCUUCAGCAAGAGAUUUCUGCUGUGUCAAUUGCUUGGUUCUUUGACCUUCUUUGGACAUUGUUCUCCGCCAAUGCUUCAGAAUAAUGGAGUGAACGAAUCAUAGUUAGUCUUAUGUAUUUA